Lathyrus sativus (Indian pea) is the source of this 612-nucleotide messenger RNA. Lineage: Eukaryota; Viridiplantae; Streptophyta; Magnoliopsida; Fabales; Fabaceae. The record is from the annotation of a GenBank genome assembly.
AUGGCUGAGCUCCAAGCCAGUAAAGAAACAGUUCCAGUUGCAGCUCCGGUCCCAACUCCGGCUCCGGCUCCGGUUACGGCGGCACCUCCACUAUCUGUGGCUCCGCCGCCUGAUGUUGCUGAUAAGAAAGCUGCUGCACUACCACCACCACCUGCGGCGGAGGAAACAAAGGCUCUUGUUGUUGUGGAUAAUGAGAAAACACCAGAUCCUGUUAAAAAGAAAGUCUCUGGAGGAUCCCUUGAUAGAGAUGUUGCUCUUGCCGGAAUAGAGAAAGAGAAAAGAUUAUCUAAUGUGAAGGCAUGGGAAGAAAGUGAAAAAUCCAAAGCAGAUAAUAAAGCACAAAAGCAGCUAUCUACUGUUGCUGCUUGGGAAAACAGCAAGAAAGCAGCUCUAGAAGCUCAACUCAGAAAAAUGGAGGAACAAUUGGAGAAAAAGAAAGCAGAAUAUGGUGAGAGAAUGAAGAACAAAAUAGCUAUGAUUCACAAACAAGCAGAGGAGAAGAGAGCAAUGGUUGAAGCAAAACGCGGUGAAGAAAAUCUGAAAGCAGAGGAAAUAGCUGCAAAGCAUCGUGCAACUGGAACCAUUCCAAAGAAACUUCUUGGAUGCUUUUGA